AUGGAUUCACUAGGAAACUAAGUUAGUUUUAAUGGUCCUCUCAAAAAUGAAGUCUAGAAAUUUGUUUAAUAAACCUUACAUAAAGAAUUAGAUAAAAUAACAUAUGAUCACACCGAUGCUCAAACUAGAAGUAAUAAAAUCUGUGAUUCGAUAUUGAAACAAUUAACAACUAAUAACAAAAAUUUCAAAUUCAUUGUGAAUUGCCUCCUAAUGUAGAAGGCUGAAUGUGGUCUCAACAUUUCUGGAUCUUGCUAUUGGGAUAACGAAACUGAUGGAUCACUCACCAUCAAACAUGAAACUGAAGCAAUGAUAGGCAUAGUUAAUGUAUUUGCAUGUGCAUUAUGACCAAUAUAUAUAAUAAUAAUAUAUAUAAUAUUAUAAA
This is a messenger RNA of Paramecium tetraurelia, 382 nucleotides long. RefSeq lists its product as uncharacterized. The transcript has a single exon. Gene Ontology annotation, cellular component: cytoplasmic dynein complex; cytoplasm. Lineage: Eukaryota; Ciliophora; Oligohymenophorea; Peniculida; Parameciidae. Gene Ontology annotation, biological process: microtubule-based movement. The record is from RefSeq and is a predicted model, not a curated record. Gene Ontology annotation, molecular function: dynein intermediate chain binding.